Molecule: messenger RNA, 993 nt
Organism: Fusarium pseudograminearum CS3096
Lineage: Eukaryota; Fungi; Ascomycota; Sordariomycetes; Hypocreales; Nectriaceae
Exons: 2
Coding region: 1-993 (330 amino acids)
Biological process (GO): carbohydrate metabolic process
Molecular function (GO): hydrolase activity, hydrolyzing O-glycosyl compounds
Source: RefSeq, a predicted model, not a curated record
AUGGCGUGGAAAGACCAUCUCAAGCGUCUCAAGAAUGAAUUCCAAAACCUAGUCGGUGAGCCAGAAGCUCAGAACCAGAACCAGAACCAGAACCAGAACCAGUACCAGUACCAGAAUCAAAAUCAGCAAUAUUACCCCCCACCGCCUCCUCCUCCUCAAGAGCAUCAGCAACAGCCCAUGGGUGGCGGCCAGAACCAGAGUCAGCAAGGACACGUCUACUGGCAGCCCCAAUUCCGCACCGACGCCCCCGUUACUUCGGAGUGGGACGCAAAGAUCGGUAACGGCCCGGACGGCUGGGGUAAUCAGGAGCUACAGCACUACACCGCCGAUCAACAAAACGCCUUCCACACUCCUGAUGGAAAGCUUGUUUUGCGUGCCAUUGCAAACAAUGCAGAAUCCAACAACGAGAAGCGGUAUACGUCUGCCAGACUCGUGAGUCGUCAGACGCUAUCUCGCGACCAAGGCGUCCUCACCGCCUGGCUCACUUCGCCAUGCGCGACAGGUAUUUGGCCUGCAUUCUGGCUUCUGCCGCGGGAGCCCUUUUCCUGGCCCACUGAUGGAGAAGUCGACAUAGCGGAGACGUGGAACGGCGACUUGGAGAACCACUCGUGUCUCCACUGGGGCCACCACCAUGAGCCGGACAAGCACCGCGUUCUUGGCACCAAGAUUCCCGACAUGCAGUAUCGGGCUGUGCGGUAUGACCUGGCGUGGCUUCAGCCAGGUGGACAAGCUGGCCAGGGUAGGAUGGUCUGGUACAUUGACGGCAGACCUGUCAUGAAGGGCGAGAUUCCUGCGGGGACGAGGCCGAUGAGGGACAUGAAUAUUCUUUUGAAUGUUGCCAUGGGCGGAAAUGUUUGCGGUGGCAAGACACCCUCGGAUGGACAGUACGAUAUGGUUGUGCACAGUCUGUAUAUGGGGAGUGAGCCUGAGCAUGGAGGAUGGCAUAGAUUCGAGUCUGAUUGGGCUGCUGCUCCUAUGGGUAACACGUACUAG